Molecule: messenger RNA, 3386 nt
Organism: Saccostrea cuccullata (small rock oyster)
Lineage: Eukaryota; Metazoa; Mollusca; Bivalvia; Ostreida; Ostreidae
Exons: 8
Coding region: 89-1900 (603 amino acids)
Biological process (GO): amino acid transmembrane transport
Cellular component (GO): vacuolar membrane
Molecular function (GO): L-amino acid transmembrane transporter activity
Source: RefSeq, a predicted model, not a curated record
AAGGAGCCUGAUAGAACAGCACUUCUCCUUUAUUGACCUGCCAAUGGUCUAAUUCUUGGAAAAAGGUUAUCUUCUAGGACUUGUAAAGAUGACAUCAAAUCCCAGUACCAAGUCAAAGCCAAUGUGGCAGAACUAUGUAGCAGACUUUGCCAACAUGCUGAAGGCUUUUAUUGGGUCCAACUAUUUGACAGUGUCAUAUGCAUUUCUUCAAAGUGGUCUGGGGCUUGGAUUUGGUGGGUUGCUGUUAAUAGCUUUGUUGACUGACCACUGCUGUCACCUAAUAGUCAAAACAAAGUACCACGCCAUCAAACGGGUAAUAGCGAUGUAUAAAGCUGGAACCUCCAAGACUUCAUCCGCUGACAAGGACAGUAGUUCAGAACUAUUUUCUUCAGAUGAAGAUGAAGAAACAGUGAUUUAUGAUUUGGAUGAAGUGACUUUAAUGGAACAACAUUUGUUAAAACACAUGUCUUAUGGAGACAUAGGACAAAUCAGUAUGGGAAAAAUCGGCAGGAUUAUUGUUAAUAUCUGCAUUGGAGUGACACAGUUCUGUUUUUGUGUCGGGUAUUCAAUAUUUUUGGGAAACACCAUUUUCUCCUUAUUUCCUUCCAAAGUAUGCAAUAAUGCUAUUUUAGAUGUAGACAAUGUUAGUAUUUCUUCCGAUGUGCCAUCAUGUGAGCUUCGUUACCUGGGAUUAUUACCAAGUUCUAAUAUCAGACCUGCCAAAAGAUCACUUCCUGACUUAAUAUCAAAUGCUUCUUCCCUGGAAAAUACAGAAAAUACAAUGAUAUCAUCAUUAAUGUCAUCAGCAUUAUUGACUGGAAAUCUAACAGAUCUUGUAACAACUGCCUUACCAUUAAAUAUAUCCUUUUCAACUCUAGCACCACAUAUCAAUGUCACAUCUGUGGCCAUGUUGAAUAUUACAGGGGAGGUUACUCAGUCAACAGCUCCAGACUUGAAGCUGCUAGUUUUGUCUCCACUGCCAAUCUUCCUGUUAUUUGCACUCUUUAGAAAUGUUAGAAAGCUGGGCUUUAUUAGUGUAAUGGCCAAUGUCUCCAUAUUAGUUGGUAGUGCCUCUGUGUUCCUUUAUUUAGUGAUUGAUUUCCAUGUUCAUGAUACGAUAGUAUGGAUGAGGUGGGAAGGACUUCCUAUCUUCUUUGGAAUGGUGACUGCUGCAUUUGAAGGGAUUGGAUUGAUCAUCCCAGUUGAAUCCAGUAUGGAGGGAAAUCGACACAACUUUGCAGCCUUUUUACAUGGAGCCAUUGGUGUACUGACCGUGAUUCUGGGUGGAUUUGGGGUUCUGGGAUAUCUCCGAUUCGGUGAAGAGCUUAACCAGAUGCUUAACACUAACAUUCCAGCCUCCAGUUGGGUGUCUGUAGCAGUCAAUAUCUGUGCAAUCCUAGGAGUUCUGUUAACAUUCCCCUUACAAAUUUACCCUGUGAUAGAAAUGUGUGAAAUUUUCCUGUUUUCAGAAGGGGCCUGCUGUGGACCUAAGAAGAAGACCUCCUUUCUAGAUGAGGAGGGGGAUGGUAAGGAGUCCCUCCUCCCUGACUCCUCAGAUAAAACAUCAGCUGCUCUCCCCAUCAGUGUGGCAGCCCACAUACCCAAGUCGGUACCGACCUGGAGGAGGAAUGUCUUACGGAUGCUGAUUGUAUUGACAGCUACAGGACUGGCUAUUAUAUUUAGAAAUAGUUUUGCUCUAGUAGCAGCAUUUACAGGUGCCAUAGGAAGCUCCAUGCUGGCCUACAUUCUGCCUUGUUUAUUUCAUCUGAAAUUGUGUCACCGAGAUCUGUCCUGGUUCAUCUGUAUCAAAGACGUCACCAUCAUCGUCCUCGGAAUAUUGUGUAGCGUCGUCAGUCUUUACUCAGUCAUCAUACAGCUGGUCAAAAACACAACUGUUUAGUCUUUCACUUUGCAUAUCACUUUAUCUGUCUUCAGAGUCAGGAGAGUCUAUUUAUCUUGUUAAUUUUCUGAAUAUUUAUGAUGCUUUUAUUUAUAAUUUCAUUGCUGCAGCUUACACUAAGUGGUGCUGUACUGUUAAUGUAACUCAUGAUCAUGUGUUAGUUUUAGCAUUCCCCAUGCACAUUUCAAACAUUGUACUUAUCGAAAAACCUGGUCUGAUCUUGAUCUUUUUUAGCGUUUAUUUUUGUAAAAUGGAUAUCAUAAUUACUAAAAAAAAAAAUGCAGUGUAGAAUUCUUGCUACAAACAAAUUUUUAAAGAUGCUUGAUUCCUGAACAAAUUCUCUAAACUCUUCCACAACUUAGAAUUUGAAGUCAGUAUAGUAAGCCAAGAGCUAAAUGUAUGUUGUAUGAUUUGUUUAACUGAGAGAAAAAUGAUAGAUGUAUAGAGAUAUUAAAUUGAGAUUUCUGUGUAUUAUAUAAAGAAAUGAUAAUAAUAUCAGUGAAACAAAAAUACAUGUAAUGUUGGAAUGUUUGCAUUUUUCUGGAGAAAUCCUCGAGAUAAAGCAUAAUGGCAAUUCUAAAAUAUUAUUAUGAUUCUGUAUCAAAUUCAGUAUCCACUAAAAGUCUGAUAUUGUGUUUCUGAAGAUGCGCCAUCCCCCUCAGCUAUGUUAUUGUUUGUCUAAUUAUCAUGUUUUUCAUUGUUAUUUGUUAUGCUUAUUUUUGUUGGAUUUUUUUUUUUUUUGAAAUAGAACAUAUAUUUUUAAUUGAUGCUUAAUAUUUUUUAUAUCAUGUUACACUAUUGUUACAGAGAUUGUUAUAAUAUAUGAUAUUAGAAAAUCUUUUGAAUGAAUAUACACAUGUUUACGUACAAAUGCAAUGUAGAUAAUAUUACUUCGGUGAUUUAGUAAGGUCAUAUGGUUUAUACAGUAAAACAGGCUUAUAGCAAAAUGCGGGGGACAGACAAUUUUGUUUCGAUAUAACUGUAAUUCAUUAUAUACUUACAGUUCACAUUAUAUUUUAAAAACAUGGGUAAAGAAAUCACUUCACUAUAAGCAGAAAUUUAUUAUAAGUGUGUUCGCUAUAAGUGUGUUAUACUGUAUGUGCUUUGUAUUUUAAUCUGGUAAAAUGGAGGAUGGUGUGUGGAAUUACAGGUAACUUAGAAAUAGAUUUAUCUCAAUAACAUUUUGUAUAAAAAAUCUGAAUCCUGCAUAUUUUUUACUGCACAAAAUACACAAAGUUCUUUAAACUUGCUCACUUUUGAAUAUUCACUUUGUGUUUUCAUUUGCGUAAUGGUCUAUAUCACCAAACCUCUAGGAUUAACAUUUGUGUAUUCAUGACCCAAUAGGAUUAAAAAAAUCAGAUCGUCAGUUUGCUACUGUUGAAUGUUGCAAUAUCUUGUAUAACAACAAUAGCAAAAAGAAGGAGCACAAUUAGGAUCUGAUUUUUAUCCUAAUGGUUCAUGAGCCUGUUCAUAGGUGUGUGUGUGU